AUGAAAAGUUUUUUGAUGUUGGCAAUCACUCUGCUCUGGACAGCGAAUGUUCUGGCCGAUGGCCACAACAAUCCUCACAAGGGGCAGUUUUACUUAUCACCUGGCGCUAUUGCUUAUACAGGACCGGACUCCUCCAAUAUCGGUUAUGAAGAUACCGAAGUGGGUGGUGCGCUGAUUCUGGGUUACGGGCUUUCGGACAACUGGUCUGUAGAAGUCAUGGCCGGCAGGGUUGAAGAUGCUGGAUUUGAUAACCGUUACGGAUCAGGGGAAGACGAGGUCAAUCUGCGUUGGUUGGACUUCGUUUAUAAUUUGCCGGCAAAAAAUGCCUGGCAGCCCUUCAUGCUGGUUGGCGGUGGCCGAACUGAGUACGACAUGGACGGAGUUCGUCCGGAUGCGCGUGAUAACCAGUUGAAUGUCGGCGUUGGUGUUUACCGCCAGUUAAGCGAUCACAUCUCGCUGCGUGCAGAUGUGCGCGGUGUCAGCAGCUCUAAAGUAGGUGGUCUUGAGCCGUUUGCAUUUCUGGGUCUGACCGGAUUUAUCGGUUCCCCCGCCGCACCUGCUGCGCCUGCUGACUCAGAUGGCGAUGGCGUACCAAACGAUAUGGACAACUGUCCUACCACACCUGCUGGUCGUGUGGUUGACGCUCAAGGCUGUGAGCUGGAUGCGGACAACGACGGUGUUGUCGAUGGCGCGGAUCAGUGUCCUGAUACACCAGCUGGUGUUUCCGUUGAUCAGAACGGUUGUCCUCUAGACGCCGACGGUGACGGUGUACCGGAUUUCCGUGACGACUGUCCUGAUUCUGAAGCGGGUGCCAAAGUUAAUGACCGUGGUUGUUACAUUGAACUCGAAGAAGAAGUCACGAUUGACAUGAGUAUCGAGUUUGAGACAAACAAAGCGCAGCUGCGCCCUGAUCACACCAGUGAAUUGGCACGUGCGGUACGUUUCCUGCGUCAGUAUCCGAACACCAAAGCGGUCAUCGAAGGCCACACGGAUACCGAUGGUGCGGCGUCUUACAACCAGAAUCUGUCAGAGCAGCGAGCCAAAGCGGUUUACGAGUAUCUCGUCAACGAAGCGGGUGUUGAUGCGAGCCGUCUGACCUGGGCUGGCUUCGGAGAGACACGGCCGAUUGCGUCUAACGACACAGCAGCAGGCGCUUGUGAAAGCGCCUAUUACGGUGUGCAGGAGCAGUUUGGUAACCUUAAAAACGACAUUCUGGUCGACCGCGUUGAAGACGCAAUGGAAGCCCAGGAAGAUGCCAAAGAAGAAUUCAAGAGCGCUUUGGAACAGUUUGAGGCUGUUGUUGGUGUACCGGAAUCGCAGCUGAAAACGGUUUACAACCGGCUCAAUGAUGCGUUUGAAGAUGCGGAAGACAAAGCGUCAACCGUAUCUGAACGCAUCGACUCGGUGGAAGACGUUGCUGACGAUUUGUUUGAGGAAUGGGCGGAAGAGUUAGAGCAGAUCUCCAACGCUUCUCUGCGCCGCCAGAGUGCGGAAAAACUGCGUACCUCGAAGCGCCGCUCAUCCGAUCUGAUUAAAGCCAUGCGUCGUGCGGAAUCGCGUAUGGCACCGGUGCUGACCUCUUUUCGAGAUCACGUACUUUUUCUCAAGCACAAUCUCAAUGCACAGGCGGUGGCGUCUCUGCAGGGUGAACUUGGUGGCAUCGAAUCUGACGUCGGGCGCCUGAUCCGCGAUAUGGAAGCCUCCAUUGCCGAAGCGCAGAGUUUCAUCAACACAAUGGUUCAGGUCGAUAACGUAGACCUUGCCAUCACGGAAGGUUCGGCGGCAAUCAACGGCUUACGUCUGGGUAAUCCAGCGGGUUUCUCCGGUGCGGACAUGAUGCAGGUUGAUCAGAUCAAAGUUGUGCUGGAUACAAGUCAGAUCAGCGAUACCCUUGUAGUGAUGAAAGAAGUUGUCAUAGACGGCGCAAAUAUUACUGCCAUCGCCAAGGGGCAGCAGACCAACUUUCAACAGCUGAUGGCUAAUCUGGAAUCUGCAACGGGUGGUGAUUCGCAGGCAUCAACGGAUGCUGGGCCUGGAACAAAGUUCAUCAUCGAUAAAUUCAGUUUCACCAACACUCAGGCAGCCUUGGACUCAGAUGUGGUCGGGCAGCUGGCGUUAACUAUUCCAGAUAUACGGCUGCAGAAUAUUGGCCGGAAAAGUAACGGUGUCACCGGAGCGGAACUGGCACAGCAGAUACUGAAACCAUUGACUGCAUCUAUCAGUAAUGAGGCGGUGAAACAGGGGCUGGAUAUCGACGGCGUGAAGCAGAACAUUGAGCAGAGAGUCCGCGAUAAAAUUGGCAGUGGCCUGGCGGAUAAGCUGGAGCGUACGCCCAAACCUACCAUCGCUGCCAUUGAUGGCAUCUGUAUGGGUGGUGGGCUGGAAGUAGCGCUAGGUUGUGACCUGCGGGUAGCAACGCCACAGUCGCGCUUUGCAACACCUGAAGGCAAGCUCGGUAUUAUUCCCGGUGGCGGAGCGACUGCACGUCUGCCUCGCAUUGUCGGGCGUGGCUGGGGUAUGGAAAUGUUGCUGAUGGGUGAACCCAUCGGGGCUGAGCGGGCCCUGGCGAUAGGUCUCGUGACCCGCCUGGUUGAAUCGGAUGAACUGCUCGCGGAAACCCGUCGUAUGGCUGAUCACCUUGCAGGAUUUGCGCCGUUUGUGCCACGCACGAUGAAAGCUAUGGUGCACUUUGGCAUGGAAGCGAGCCUCGCGGGCGCGCUGAUGUUCGAGAAAUACGCGCAAGGCGCACUGGUGCAGACUGAAGACAAAGUUGAAGGCAUCAAUGCGCUUAUGGCUGUUGACAAGUUUCCCGUAGAAGCGAGCCACAUCAUGAUGUUUGCGCGUUCUGUGGGUGAUGAUAACCAGAUUUACUAUGAUGCGGAUUACGCUGCGGGUACUGAGCCCGGCACGAUAAUUGCGCCACCGACCUUUGCGCAGUCCAGCGCACAGUUUGAUCCGGAUUACUUUCUCAGACCGAAAAUUGGGGAGCCCUGGUUCGGUUCAGGCGGUUCGCCCACCGGCAUUAAAAAAGAAUCUUCCGGCGGUGGUGGCGGCGGUGGUGGUGGCGGUCUGCAUGCUGAACAGCAUUUUGAAUAUCACCGUCAUCUGAAGCCCGGCGACGUGCUGACGGCAACCAACCUGCCCGGCAAAACCUGGGAAAAAGAAGGCAAGCGAUCCGGCAAGCUGGUGUUUUCUGAAUCGAUCACAGAAUAUCGUGAUCAGAAUGGCGAGUUGGUGAUUACAGCCCGUGGCGUUGGUGUUCGCACGGAACGGCCAGUGGACAAAUAG
Molecule: messenger RNA, 3288 nt
Organism: Symbiodinium pilosum
Lineage: Eukaryota; Dinophyceae; Suessiales; Symbiodiniaceae
Source: the annotation of a GenBank genome assembly